GCAGCUAAUAUGGUAAUUGUUCCAAAGUCAGCGCAGGGUUAAUGAUUGAAAGGAUCAGACUCCUCCUGUGUCCUCCCUCUGACACUUCCUGUUCCUCCAUGUGCCCUGGAAGCGACUCCUGAGUCCAAAGACGAUAUGGCCUCCUCCAAAAAUCUGAGUCGGUUUUGGGAAUGGGGCAGAAAAAUUAUUUGUGUUGGAAGGAAUUAUGCGGACCAUGCCAAGGAGCUGAAAAACGCGGUGCCCACAGAACCAGUGCUGUUCCUCAAGUCCCCUUCGGCCUACGUGCGGGAGGGCGCCCCCAUCCUCAUGCCUUACUACAGCAAUAAUCUUCACCAUGAAGUUGAACUCGGGGUGGUGAUUGGCAAAGGAGGUAAAGAUAUAGCACAGGCGAGCGCGAUGGACCACGUGGAGGGAUAUGCCCUGUGCCUGGAUAUGACAGCUAGAGAUGUACAGGACCAGUGCAAGCAGAAGGGACUUCCGUGGACUUUGGCGAAAGCCUUUGACACUUCCUGCCCGGUCAGUGACUUGAUCCCCAAAGAAACCAUAAAGGACCCUCAUAAUGUAAAGAUAUGGCUGAAAGUGAAUGACAUCCUCAAACAAGAGGGGAGCACAUCGUCCAUGAUCUUCUCCAUUCCUUUUCUCAUCAGCUACAUCAGCAGGGUCAUCACCCUGGAAGAAGGAGACCUUAUACUGACAGGGACCCCAAAAGGGGUGGCCGCUGUGCAGGAAGAUGACGAGAUGGUGGCAGGAAUUGACAACAUUAUUAGCAUGCGGUUUCGAAUUAAAAAACAGUCCUAGUAAAAUUAAAGGGAGUCUGUCAGCAGGCUUGACCCUCAAAACUGAUGACAGCACUAUACAGGUGAACCCCCGACAAUCAGCGCUUCCUAGGCAAUGACAUCGUGUUCAUCGGUCACAUGUUAUUUUUGGAGCUCGGUCCCAUUCAAGUAAAUGGGCCUGGGCUGCAAUACCAAGUACAAUUGGGGACAAGAUUAGGACAUGUUCUAUUUUUUUGCGGAACGGAAG
This is a messenger RNA of Bufo gargarizans (Asiatic toad), 1023 nucleotides long. It is a transcript of the gene FAHD1, whose product is annotated as fumarylacetoacetate hydrolase domain containing 1. Gene Ontology annotation, molecular function: acetylpyruvate hydrolase activity. NCBI's taxonomy places the organism in Eukaryota, Metazoa, Chordata, Amphibia, Anura, Bufonidae. Gene Ontology annotation, cellular component: mitochondrion. The record is from RefSeq and is a predicted model, not a curated record. Bases 136 to 798 code for a protein of 220 amino acids. The transcript is spliced from 2 exons.